CUAUAAACGCAUUGGCCCCAAACCCUUGCCGCUUAGAGCGAAACGGAGAGAGCGAAGGCAAAAUGCAGAUCUUCGUGAAAACCCUAACCGGCAAGACCAUCACCCUCGAGGUCGAGUCCAGUGACACCAUCGAUAAUGUCAAGGCAAAGAUUCAAGAUAAGGAAGGUAUUCCACCGGACCAGCAGAGGCUGAUCUUCGCAGGGAAGCAGCUCGAGGAUGGCCGUACUCUUGCGGACUACAACAUCCAGAAAGAGUCAACUCUUCACCUUGUUCUGAGGCUUCGUGGUGGAAUUAUUGAGCCAUCUCUUAUGGCAUUGGCCAGGAAAUACAACCAGGACAAAACAAUCUGCCGCAAAUGUUAUGCACGCUUGCACCCACGUGCUGUCAACUGCAGGAAAAAGAAGUGUGGACACAGCAACCAGCUGAGGCCAAAGAAGAAGAUCAAGAGCGAAACAGAGUGCGACUCUGUGCGAGGGAGCGAAGGCAAAAUGCAGAUCUUCGUGAAAACCCUAACCGGCAAGACCAUAACCCUCGAGGUCGAGUCCAGUGACACCAUCGAUAAUGUCAAAGCAAAGAUUCAAGAUAAGGAAGGUAUUCCACCGGACCAGCAGAGGCUGAUCUUCGCAGGGAAGCAGCUCGAGGAUGGCCGUACUCUUGCGGACUACAACAUCCAGAAAGAGUCAACUCUUCACCUUGUUCUGAGGCUUCGUGGUGGAAUUAUUGAGCCAUCUCUUAUGGCAUUGGCCAGGAAAUACAACCAGGACAAAACAAUCUGCCGCAAAUGUUAUGCACGCUUGCAUCCACGUGCUGUCAACUGCAGGAAAAAGAAGUGUGGACACAGCAACCAGCUGAGGCCAAAGAAGAAGAUCAAGUAGACUACUGGUUGUGAGUUAGAAGUGCCAUGGAUUCUAGUGGGUCACUGUCUGUUUUGUUUGAACCAUGGUAGUAUCAAAAAGUAGACUUUUAGAAAUCCGACAGGUAGCUUUGAACUUUUGAGAUGGUUGCAAUGUUACUUUGUUCUAAUAUGCUUUGAAUUUUUUCGGGCAUUAGAUAUGCCUUGACAUUGAGCUGUUCGUUUUUUGUGUUGAAAUCAAAACUAUUACUUUUAGUU
Messenger RNA from Corylus avellana, 1111 nucleotides. Its product is annotated as ubiquitin-ribosomal protein eL40 fusion protein. Gene Ontology annotation, cellular component: ribosome. Gene Ontology annotation, biological process: translation. Gene Ontology annotation, molecular function: structural constituent of ribosome; protein binding. NCBI's taxonomy places the organism in Eukaryota, Viridiplantae, Streptophyta, Magnoliopsida, Fagales, Betulaceae. The record is from RefSeq and is a predicted model, not a curated record.